Ficedula albicollis (Collared flycatcher) is the source of this 2338-nucleotide messenger RNA. Its product is annotated as transmembrane protein 151B-like. Bases 925 to 2322 code for a protein of 465 amino acids. The record is from RefSeq and is a predicted model, not a curated record. Lineage: Eukaryota; Metazoa; Chordata; Aves; Passeriformes; Muscicapidae. The transcript is spliced from 2 exons.
UCCAUGAGUCAGAGAGCCUGGGGCUCUGACCUGGUGUGCUUUGGGGUAGUAACCCCGCUGAGACUGAGCAGUGGGCAUCUGAUGGGAGUUUCAAGAGAUUAAACUCUCCAUGACUGCACAUAGACUGCAUGUAGGGGGUUCACCCAAAACUUCUCUAGUUAUUUUUUAGCUGAUUUAGGGACUGCCUGAAGCCACCUUGUGGCUUUCCUCUAAGUUUCAUGCAAAAGGCUAAGAAAAACAGCCUUGUUCUUACCUAUACUGAGUUUUUUUUCACUGCCCUACCUACAGAAGUUAUGUACCCUGUACUUUAUAACCCACUUAGCUUCUCUACAUGUGUUUUAGCUGCUGUAAAGAGAAUACAGAAGCCAGAAUACAGCCCAGAAUAAUCAGGAAGAAACAAGGGCCAGAUUCCACCCUAAGUCCCUGCAAGUAUAUACCGCUGUAACUGCUUAAAAUCAAUAAAAUUAGUCUGCACUUACAUAGUGUCAGAUUAAAAGCUAUGAAAUCAAAACCCCAUGAAAUCUAGUUUUGCAGUGUUCACAGCAAGUCGUAAAAUCCUCUGUGGUCACUUAGAAGUGGUUCUCUGUCUCAGGAAAAAAAAAUAGCAAAGCAGUAUUAAGUCUGACCCGACAGCCCUGCAAAGUUAGAUGCCAAUGCUUCCAUCUUAUUGAGAAGCCAGCAAACUCCUCUUUCCAGUGGUGCCAUGCUAUUAUUUCCUGAGUUCUGAGAUGCUUGCUUCUUGCCAGUUCAAGAUCACUUACUGAAUCCUAACCACUGUAGGUCCAAGAUAAGCUUUACUGGGGGAGAAAUUUAUCUGUGGAGAAAGAAAGAGAAGACAUUUCCUGAACCUAGCAUCUGUUGGCAUCUACAGAGCAGUUUGAUGCAUUAGAGCAACGCCCCGUGAAACAGUCCCUGAGCGCUUGCAUGUGCCGAGAGUCCCACUGGAAAUGCCUCCUCCUCUCCAUCCUCAUGUAUGGCUGCCUGGGUGCAGUGGCCUGGUGUCAGCUGGCCAGAGUCACCAAGCUCAGCUUCGAUAGCUCCUUCAAGGGCAAGUCUAUGAUCUACCACGACAGCCCGUGUUCGGACGGCUACGUUUACAUCCCACUGGCCUUCCUCUCCAUGCUCUAUGUGGUGUACCUGGUGGAGUGCUGGCACUGCCACGUCAAGAGGGAGCUGCAGUACAAGGCAGACGUGGACAGCGUGUACGAGUGCAUCAGCCGCAUGCAGCAGGCCACUCCGUGCAUCUGGUGGAAGGCCAUCAGCUACCACUUCGUGCGCAGGACCCGGCAGGUGACGCGCUACCGCAACGGCGACGCCUACACCACCACGCAGGUCUACCACGAGCGGGUCAACACCCACGUGGCUGAAGCCGAGUUUGACUACUCCCACUGCGGGUACAAGGACAUCUCCAAGGAGCUCCUGGGCUUGGAGAGCUAUACAGCCACCAAGCUGAGGUUCACCAAGUGCUUCAGCUUUGCCAACAUUGAGUCUGAGAACUCUUACCUGACUCAGAGAGCUCAUUUCUUCACGGAGAUCGAGGGGCUAGAUGACUACAUGGAGGUGAGGGAAGGCAUGCAGCUCAAAAACGUGGAUUUUAAAGAGCUCAUGAUGGCCUACGGAGACCCGGACCACCUGCCGUGGUACGUGUCCCAUUAUGCCUUCUGGGUGGCAGCCGUCCUGAUGGUCUCGUGGCCGCUCAGGGUGCUCAUAGAGUACCGGACUGCUUACGUGCACUACCACGUGGAGAAGCUGCUGGGGCUGGAGUACACGGCGCCCGCCGCGGCCGAGGAGCCCCUGUACCGGUACCGCAUGCCCCGGGACGCCACGCAGGACAGCACCGAGCUGGAGUGGCACAUCUGCACCAACCGGCAGCUGAUCCCCAGCUACUCGGAGGCCGUGCUCAUGGACCUGGCCGGCUCCCCGGCCUACAGCAGCUACGCCGCGUGUCGCUACGGCGACGCGGCCCACGGCUGCGAGCGCUGCCACCGGGCCUCCAGCACCUCCUCCAUCUUCUCGCGCCACGCUUUCCACAGCUGCAGCGGCAACUCGCGCCUCUCCCUCAACACCAGCCGCUUCUCGCUCUGCCGCGUCCACGGCUCGCACAGGACAGGCCUCUGGCGGAGCCGCAGCAGCAGCAUCGCCGAGCGGGGCUGCCAGGAUGAGCGGUGCUGCUCCUACUCCAGCCAGCUGGCUGUCAACGAGAGCCCCCCGACCUACCACGACGCGCGCUUCUUCCCCGUCCUCAUCGUGCACAGGCCGGAGGGGCAGGACAGGCGGCAUUUCUACGUCAGGCGCUCCUCCUGCCUGGAAACCUCCCUGUGACCCACCUCCGUGGGUG